Molecule: messenger RNA, 3714 nt
Organism: Cotesia congregata
Lineage: Eukaryota; Metazoa; Arthropoda; Insecta; Hymenoptera; Braconidae
Source: the annotation of a GenBank genome assembly
AUGGGUCAAGCUGCGUACAGCAUCUCUGGGGACUCCAAAGGAUUCGUCGAGUUUACUAUCAAUGGCAUUAUUUUUAAAGUGCAAGAGAACAUACCACCCGAGACAUCAUUGAAUGUUUUUAUCCGAGAGCACGCGAAGCUGAGGGGUACAAAGUCAAUGUGCCAUGAGGGUGGAUGUGGUGCUUGUAUAGUCUCUGCUGAGAUACGCGGUGAAACACUUGCUGUUAACUCAUGUCUGGUCCCAGUCCUCAUUUGCAAUGGGUGGAAAAUCAAGACCGUCGAGGGAAUAGGUAACAAAAAAAUAGGUUAUCACAAGAUUCAAACUGCACUCGCGGGAAUGAAUGGCUCGCAAUGCGGUUAUUGUUCGCCUGGCAUGGUCAUGAAUAUGUACAGCUUACUGCAAAGCAAAGAAGAAUUAACGAUGAAGGAGAUUGAAAAUUCAUUUGGAAGUAAUAUCUGCCGGUGUACCGGGUACCGCGCAAUUUUAGAUGCCUUUAAAGGAUUAGCCGUCGACGCAAGACCUGAACUAGUAGAAAAAAUUCACGACAUCGAGGUAAUGGAUCCAGUUAUAACUCGAGAAAUGCCGGAAAUGCCAACAAAAUUGAGCGAAGUUCACAUAAUGGCGAUGAAUAAUGUACAGUUUCACAAAGUUCUCUCUGUUGAGGGUCUCUUCAACGUCUUUAAUAACAAUCCAAAUGCAACUUAUGUAUUAAACGGCGGCAACACCGGGCACGGUGUUUACCGACUGGAGAAGCCGCAAAUAUAUUUGGAUUUGAAUGACGUCGCUGACCUACAUCGUGUCGAGAAAACCGAUAUAAUGCUGACCUUCGGCGGGAAUUGCACCCUCACUGUUGCCAAAAACACCUUCAAGAAGUACGCCACCGAUCCCGGGUUCAAACAUUUGCAGCACAUGGCUAAUCACGUCGACCUUAUUGCCAGUGUCGCUGUCCGCAAUAUAGGAACGUUGGCUGGAAAUCUGAUGAUAAAGCACAAACACCACGAGUUUCCCUCGGAUUUGUUUCUGCUACUGGAAACCGCCGGAGCCGAGAUACAUAUCCUUGAAUCACCUGGGGUUAAAAAAAAUGUAAGCCUAAUGGAUUUCCUGAAGAUAGAUAUGAAACACAAAAUAAUAUACAGCAUCGUUCUGCCAGCGUUGAAGCCGGAGCAUGUGUAUCGAUCUUAUAAGGUAAUGCCGAGAGCUCAAAAUGCCCAUGCUCAUGUGAAUGCCGGGUUUCUAUUCAAACUCGAUGCAAGAGGAAUUGUGUUGGAGAAGCCCAAUAUUAUAUUUGGAGGAAUUCGACACGAUUUUUUGCAUGCAACAUCAAUGGAAGAUUUUCUUAACGGAAAAUCACUUUUUGACAAAAAUAUCUUCAAACAAGCCUUAGACAUACUCGACGCAGAAUUGAAACCAGAUCGUGUACUACCCGAUUAUACACCAGAGUUCCGAAAAACUCUAUCUCUAGGAUUAUUUUACAAGUUCGUUCUCAGUUUAUUGUCGGAAAAUGUUAGCGAGAGACUACGAAGUGGCGGCUCUAUGCAGAAACGUGAUGUAUCAUCUGCAAGACACGAUUAUGACAUAGAUAAAAAUAUGUGGCCAGUUAAUAAACCCGUACCGAAAAUGGAAUCUAUUUACCAGACGUCUGGAGAAGCUCAGUAUGUUAACGAUCUACCGCCACAGUCUAAUGAAGUUUUCUGUGCAUUCGUUCAUGCUGAGUUUGCGGUUGGGGUUGUUGAAAACAUUGACGCCUCUGAAGCUCUGGCAAUGGAUGGUGUUGUAGCUUUUUUGACAGCCAAAGAUGUCCCAGGCAAAAAUCUUGCAAUCAAUGGGGAAAACAAAGAAGUUUUAUUAGAUCAUAAUGAAUUGCUAUUUCUAGAGAAAGAAAUUCAGUAUUCAGGGCAACCGAUCGGCGUAAUAGCGGCAACAACCUACGCACGAGCUUACGAAGCCGCUAAAAAAGUUAAAAUCACUUACUCCGAGACGGGAAAGAGAAAGCCAAUAAUAACAAUAAAGGAUGUGCUGGGAUCUGCGGACAGCUCAAGAUUAUUACCAACGAUUACAGUUCCCGCAAAGUCAAAAGGUAGCGACAUCGCUCACGUUAUAAAAGGAGACAUGGAAAUCGGAGGACAAUAUCACUACACAAUGGAACCGCAGUCGUGUGUUUGCAUUCCAACAGAAGAUGGAAUAGAUGUUUACCCGACAUCACAAUUCAUAGACCUCACCCAAGUUUCAAUAGCUGACUGUCUUGGUAUUCCUAACAACAGGGUCAAUAUUAACGUACGAAGACUUGGUGGUGGAUAUGGCGCCAAGAUAUCACGAAACAAUCCAGUCUCCUGUGCAUGUGCGGUUGUAUCAUAUGUAUUAAAUCGUCCAGCAAGAUUUAUAAUGUCUAUUGAGAGUAAUAUGAUGUGUUUGGGUAAGCGCCCGCACGCAAGACAAGAGUACGAGGUCGGCGUUGACGCCCAGGGUGUAAUACAGUAUCUCAACAGCACUAGUUGGCAUAAUGCCGGCUGCUCCUGGAACGAAUUCUCAUCAGUCUUAACGUUUCAACAUAUUUACACAUGCUACGAUGGAUCAACUUGGAAUGUCGGAGUCGUUGAUGCGAUGACUGACGUCCCCUCUAAUACUUAUUGCCGCGCUCCAGGUUCUACUGAAGGAAUUGCCAUGUCUGAGAAUAUUAUGGAACAUAUAUCCAGAACAUUAAAUAAAGAUCCUAUUGAGGUAAGGUUGAGUAAUAUGAAUGCUCCGGAUAAAGAAGUACUUAGUAAAAUGAUUGACGACUUGAAAAUGUCUUCUGAUUAUGAAGCGCGACAACGUAGUGUUCGACUUUUCAAUACCGAAAAUCGAUGGAAGAAACGAGGACUAUCUUUAGUACCAAUGACAUAUCCUUUCCAUCCAUUCGGUCAGUUUCAUGCAUUAGUGUCGAUAUACGCUCGAGAUGGUACAGUCGCUAUUAUACAUGGUGGCAUCGAGAUGGGUCAGGGUAUUCACACUAAGGUUGCUCAGGCUGCUGCUUAUACACUGGGCAUCGAUCUGGAAAUGGUUAACGUCAAACCCUCGAAUAACGUUGUCGCUCCGAAUAAUACAGUCACCGGGGGAAGUCUCGGAAGCGAAACUUGUGCUCGGGCAACAAUAAAUGCAUGCAAAGAAUUAUUGGAGAGAUUAGAGCCGAUUAAAAAAGAAAUGGGAAAUCCUUCGUGGAAGGAGCUUGUGUUUGCUGCUCACGCUAAAAAUGUUGAUCUUGUAGCUCGAUGCAUGGUUACCAAUGGUCCCGAGCAUGGUUAUCCAAUCUACGGUGCUGGUGUUGCUGAAGUAGAGCUGGAUUUGUUAACGGGACAACACUUGAUUCGACGAGUCGAUUUAUUGGAAGACGUUGGCAUCAGCAUGAAUCCAGAGAUUGAUUUAGGACAAGCAGAAGGCGCAUAUGUAAUGGGGAUCGGGUAUUGGACUAGCGAGGACCUCGUUUACUGUCCUAAAACCGGGCUACUAGCAAAUCACCGUACCUGGAAUUAUAAACCACCUGGUGCUAAGGAUAUCCCCGUGGACUUUCGUGUAUCCUUUAGACGUAAUGCACCAAACCCCACGGGAGUUCUACGAUCCAAAGCUGUUGGGGAGCCACCAUUAUGCAUGAGCUACGGUAUAGUAUUGGCCAUACGUGAUGCACUAGACUCUGCUAGAAAGGAUGCCGGUAAUAACGAUAUUUGGUAUCCUCUAGGU